Molecule: messenger RNA, 1950 nt
Organism: Neurospora crassa OR74A
Lineage: Eukaryota; Fungi; Ascomycota; Sordariomycetes; Sordariales; Sordariaceae
Product: dihydrodipicolinate synthase
Exons: 1
Coding region: 169-1287 (372 amino acids)
Molecular function (GO): 4-hydroxy-tetrahydrodipicolinate synthase activity
Source: RefSeq, a predicted model, not a curated record
UCUUCCCAUUCCUCUUAGUACAAAUAUCAACCACUUCCCUCCCAUGACUCAAACGAGCUGACUUUCAUUGCCCUCCACCCCUUUGUCUUUGUCCACCUCGCACUACUUCAUACAUUUUAGACAGCCACCGAUAUUUUCAUCAUCUCCAUAUUUCAAGUCUCAAUCAACAUGGCUCCCCACAACGACUCAUCACCGGCCGGAAACUUCACCAAUGGCUUCAACGGGAUGGCUCUCCAAUCCUCGGGGUUAUCUAAUCUCACAGCAGAGGACCUGACAGCUGAGCUGGGCAGCUCUUACGACAGCAGCACCCUGGACGCACCCGUUUCUCACGUCAAGCGACCCCUUGUCCCCGGCGUCUAUGUCCCGACGAUGUGCUUUUUUGACAAGGAAACAGAAGACGUUGACACUGUUACUAUUGCCCAUCAUGCCGUUCGUUUAGCUCGCGCCGGAGUUACAGGCCUAGCCACUCAGGGUUCCAACGGAGAAGCCGUCCACCUCACCCACACCGAACGACAAGUCGUCACGGCAACCACCAGAAAAGCACUUAACGAAGCCGGUUUCUCUCAAAUGCCUAUCAUAGUUGGCUGUGGCGCCCAAAGCACCAGAGAGGCAGUCCUACUCUGCCGUCAAGCAUGGCAAGCUGGAGGAGAUUACGCACUUGUCCUCCCACCAUCCUACUACGCGCCUCUGUUCGCUCCUUCGUCCCAGACCAUCCUCGAGUUCUUCAAUGCAGUUGCCGAUGCUUCGCCCAUUCCAAUCAUCAUCUACAACUACCCCGGGGCCGUCAACGGCAUGGACAUGUCGUCAGAUGUCAUCGUGCAGCUUGCCCAGCACCCGAAUAUCGUUGGUGUGAAGCUGACUUGCGGCAACACCGGCAAGCUGAACCGUGUAGUCGCGGGUACUCGCAAGUUGUCAAAGGAGUACGAUCCUAAGAAUCCCGACUUCUUGGUUCUCGCUGGCUCUGCCGACUUUUCUAUCCAGGCCCUGGCCGCAGGUGGACAUGGAAUCCUCGCAGGUCUUGCCAACAUUGCCCCCAAGGCAUGCAUCAAGACCAUCGAGCUUUGGAAUCAAGGAAAGCACACCGAGGCCCAGGAGAUGCAGGAAGUCGUUUCGCAAGGCGAUUGGACUGCCAUCCAGGGCGGCGUUAUCGGAGUCAAGGCUGGUUUAGAAGAGUGGGCAGGCUACGGUGGCUACUGCAGAAGCCCUCUCCCAAGACCGACUCCCGAACAGUCCAAGAACUGGAAAAACGGGUUCAAAGACUUGAUCAUGCUUGAGAAGUCUCUCUAAGCUUUGUGGUCCACAUGAUGGAACAUUUCCGGCCGUUCAUGCGAAAAUCAUGGCAAAUCUCUCCGAUGUCCCGGUCAUCAUCGAGCAUUGGUGGCGACAGCAUGGCUGAACCAAUCAGACAUUAUUUCAGUUCGAUCUUCCAUCAAGCAAGCGAGGGCUUGUUAUUCAGUACUAGCCUUGUCUUUGUUUCCGUUCAUGAGUUUCGUGUCUCUAGGCGUUGUUGGAGGGGGUAUAUAGGCCACUGCGGGUAGCAGAAAGAUGGGAAAACUCACAAUAGAGAAUCCCUCGGCGUUGGGUCAGGUGCACAGGUUAUGGGUCAAUCGGGUCCAGGGGCAAAUUUGCAGAACGGUUGUUAGAAACCGCACUGCUACAUGAGGAAUACCUCUUUUCGACACUCUUCCCUUUCAUUUCACGAUGUUUUACGGUGACACUUCACAUGGUUGCGGAUACCCCAAGGGUUCCAUUUUCCCCAUUUCAUCCACUCUUGUGUUUAAGUCAAAAGCAUUGCUUUGUUUAUCAAUAAGUUGUUGCAUAAGAGUCUCCGAUCGUUCACCCCAAUUAGCACAUGUUCACUGAUACGAUGGUUGAGCAAAUAGAACUUCGUUCACUGACUGCAUUGGAGCGAGAAACACCUAGAACUUGCAAAAGACAAAGUUGUGCAUG